Dichotomopilus funicola is the source of this 690-nucleotide messenger RNA. Its product is annotated as Imidazoleglycerol-phosphate dehydratase-domain-containing protein. The transcript has 2 exons. The record is from RefSeq and is a predicted model, not a curated record. Gene Ontology annotation, molecular function: imidazoleglycerol-phosphate dehydratase activity. Gene Ontology annotation, biological process: L-histidine biosynthetic process. Bases 1 to 690 code for a protein of 229 amino acids. Lineage: Eukaryota; Fungi; Ascomycota; Sordariomycetes; Sordariales; Chaetomiaceae.
AUGACAUCCUCAAACCCUGCACCCCGGUGGGCGGCCUUUGCGCGCGACACCAACGAGACCAAAAUCCAAAUCGCCCUCAAUCUUGAUGGCGGCGCAUUCCCCCCAGACACGGACGCCCGCUUGCAAGUGAGCAACACGGGUGACCACGCUUCCCAAACGAGCAAGUCGCAGACCAUCAGCGUCAGCACAGGCAUCGGCUUCCUCGACCACAUGCUCCACGCUCUGGCCAAGCAUGCAGGCUGGAGUCUGGCGCUCGCCUGCAAGGGCGACUUACACAUCGACGACCACCACACCGCCGAAGACGUCUGCAUCUCACUAGGCUACGCCUUCGCCCAAGCCCUCGGCACGCCCACGGGCCUCGCCCGCUUCGGGUACGCCUACGCCCCGCUCGACGAGGCGCUCAGCCGGGCAGUGGUCGACCUAUCCAACCGCCCCUUCUGCGUGGCCGAUCUGGGCCUGCGGCGCGAAAAGAUUGGCGACCUCAGCACUGAGAUGAUUCCGCAUUGCCUGCAGAGCUUUGCGGGGGCCGCGCGCAUCACGCUGCAUGUGGACUGUCUGCGGGGUGAUAAUGAUCAUCAUCGUGCUGAGAGUGCGUUUAAGGCGCUUGCGGUGGCGGUGCGGCAGGCUACGAGCCGGGUUGCGGGGAGAGAGGGGGAGGUGCCGAGUACGAAGGGGACGUUGAGUGUAUAA